GCUAACAAAGAAAUGAUGGACAAUAGAAGCUACUCUAAGCUGCCAGGAAAAGUGCCUGUCUUCCCGGAUUCUGCCCACCUGCCGCUGAGCAGGUCCUUCUGUCUGGACCCCAUGGUCACUCUCCACUUGUACCCCGAGGCCUCGGUGCCGUCCCCUUACUUUGAAGACCUGCCGUUGCUGCCCUUUUCCAGUGAUUCACUGGUCCUGGAAAAUUAUAGUGAGCCCUGCCCCUUCUCCUUCCCAAUGCCUUAUCCAAAUUACAGGAGGUGCGACUACUCCUACGGGCCCUCCUUUAUCCGGAAAAGGAAUGAGCGGGAAAGGCAGCGUGUGAAGUGUGUCAACGAAGGCUAUGCCCAGCUCCGACAUCACCUGCCGGAGGAGUACCUGGAGAAGCGACUCAGCAAAGUGGAAACCCUCAGAGCUGCAAUCAAGUACAUUCAUUACCUGCAGUCUCUCCUGCACCCUGAUAAGGCCGAGACCGAGAACAACCCUGGCAAAGGUCCCACCAUCAUAGCAACUGCCAGCCGCCACACGGACCCCAUUUUUAGAAUCAUUUGACUCAGUGGUUCCAAAUAGAAACAAAUCAUAUCACAAAAUGGGGUUUCAUAGCGUCAUGCAGUAGUUUUCCCUAAAUGUAAUUUCUGUGUGGGCAGGUAAUAGCUCGGAUUAACCUGUGCUGGAUAUUUCUUACCUGGGUUUCAGGUGCACUAAACAUCAUCAUCUCUAGAUUGAGAAGAUGCUUCUUAAGCACUUUAGGAGAGCCGGAGUUCCAGGAUUCUCUAUACCUCUCACCUUGCCCUUCUCACACCCUUCGCCAGAGUCUCAGCCAUGAGAAACUUAAAAGCAUUGUGUGAGGAAUGGUUCCUGAAUACUAGUAGUGCAUUUUGCUAACCCUCAUGCAAAUACAACGAACUCCCUUGAUUUGUCAAAGUUUGGUGUUUUUUAUGAUUUGGGGUUGACAAUAAAUCUAUGCCUUACCCAUGCCAUGAUGGGGAAGUGU
Messenger RNA from Myotis brandtii (Brandt's bat), 1000 nucleotides. RefSeq names its product achaete-scute family bHLH transcription factor 3 (gene ASCL3). The coding region runs from base 13 to 558 and encodes 181 amino acids. Gene Ontology annotation, biological process: regulation of transcription by RNA polymerase II; developmental process. Lineage: Eukaryota; Metazoa; Chordata; Mammalia; Chiroptera; Vespertilionidae. The record is from RefSeq and is a predicted model, not a curated record. Gene Ontology annotation, molecular function: protein dimerization activity; RNA polymerase II transcription regulatory region sequence-specific DNA binding; DNA-binding transcription factor activity, RNA polymerase II-specific. The transcript has a single exon.